Haemorhous mexicanus (house finch) is the source of this 3767-nucleotide messenger RNA. It is a transcript of the gene NMRAL1, whose product is annotated as NmrA like redox sensor 1. NCBI's taxonomy places the organism in Eukaryota, Metazoa, Chordata, Aves, Passeriformes, Fringillidae. The record is from RefSeq and is a predicted model, not a curated record.
GCCCCCAGCAACACCCAGACUGCUGCGAAUUCACUUGGAGCAAAACCGUGAGUUCAGCCCGGCCUGGGAGAGCCGAGGGGUUCCGCUGCGCACCCCCCGCCCUGCCCGGAGCGCUGGGAAUGCCCCAGGGGAGAGGCUGGACUUGCAGAGGCUCUGCCCUUCGAAAUAAUUCCAGGAGUAAAUGAAAGCCGUGUUUUGAAAAAGGGGGAUAAAAGGGUAGGAGUAGCCUCCCUUCCCACCAAAGCCGUUCUCCUGCCCUUGCCGAAUGCUUCCUGGAUUAGGAUUUGUCUCCAAAGAGCUGGAUCCCAUCCCAGCAAGGAGCCAGCGCUGCCAGAGCAGCGGCACCGGCGGGAUCUCCCCUCCCCAGCUCCACACACGCCGGUGGGCUCGGUCAUUAUUUUCCAGUUUUGCUCGACAAAACCCUCUAUUUGUAAAUCCUAUAAAAAUUUCACUGGCAUUCAGGGAAGCGGUGGCCAGUGGAGCUGGCGGGGGUCAGGAGGUGUGUUUGGGGAGGAGAGGUGGGGCCAAGCAGGAAUUGGGAGCUCCAGCCGCCGCUCUGGGCCGUGUCUCCCCCAGCCUCGCUCUCUGCCCGCCCCAGGCUGUGCCCAGUAAGGGGUUAAAACCUUUUCUCUGGUCUGUUGGUAAUUUCCCCUUCUGGAGGGGGGUUUCAAGAGGAGCUGGCACCUGGUAAUUCCCAGCAGCCAAUCUGUAGCUGAAAUCCCUCACAUCCAAAAUGACUGUGCAGAAACCCCGGUCAGGGCUGUACCUCCUCCUGCUUUCACAACUCAUCAUUGAUCUGAAUGAGCAUAUCGGAAAUAUUUCUUUGCCACUGUGUGUUACACAUGCUCCACGCAUUUUCUGGGUCAUUUACCAGAUUCAGCCCCAAAUUUCUCAAUGUAUUUAUUUAUUAAACCCAACAUACGGAGUUCCCAGCAGGGUGGGUUUGCUCGCAGCCCCUCCGGAGCUGUCAGGAGAGGUGAGAAAAGGUCCAGGGUGACUCUGUUUGUUGACUCGAGCGGUUGCUUGGCAGAAGGGGGCUCGGGGACAGCUCCUCGGCUCACACCUGCACACAGUCACCUGCCUGGGGACAACGAACCUGGGGAUAACGAACGCUCCCAGCUCCAGAGAGAGCAGCAGGACCAGCCUGGGGAACAGCCCGGCUUCCACACCAAGGAAACCUUACUAGUCUGGGAUGCUCGGGGGGUCCCCGGGGAGGAAGGGACACAACCCCCGGCCACCUCCCAGGGGUGACGCUGUGGCUUUUGGGUUUUAAGCGGGUUUCCUGAGCAAGGAGCAGGCGGCUGGGCCAAGGGAGGGGAUGGGAUAGGAGAUGGAAUAGGAUUGGGGAUGGGAUGGGGGAUGGGGGCGGAGCCUCAUGCCGGCGGCGGGCGUGGCUGGACGCUGGUGGGCGGGGGCUGAUUGGGAUUGACAUCUGAGCCCCGCCCGGGUGGGCGUGGCCGAGCGCAAUCGGGUGAAGCCGAACACAAUCGGGUGAAGCCGAACACAAUCGGGUCGCGCCGAACAGACGAACGCCGCAGCUCCAGCCCAGCCGUCUAGAGCCGAACGCAGCCAGGCAGAGCCGAUUGAACCCGAACCGAACCGGGCAUAGCCGAUUGGAGCCGAGAGCCCCGGGACCGCCCGCGCUGCUGCAUGGCCGGGAAGAAGCUGAUCGUGGUGUUCGGGGCCACCGGGGCCCAGGGGGGCGGCGUGGCCCGGGCGCUGCUGGACGAUGGGAGCUUCAAGGUGCGCGCCGGGACCCGGAGCCCCAGGAAGAAGGAGGCGGAGGAGCUGAGGCGCAGGGGAGCCGAGGUGGUGAAGGCAGAUCAGGACGAUGAGGCAUCGCUGGAGCGGGCCUUGGCGGGUGCCUACGGAGCCUUUAUUGUCACCAACUGGGAACACUGCAGCAAGGAGAAGGAAAUCGAGCAGGGGCGGUGUCUGGCUGAGCUGUCCAAGCGCCAGGGCCUGCAGCACAUCGUGUUCAGCGGCCUGGAGAACGUGCACCAGCUGAGGGGCCGGCUGGAGGUGCUGCACUUUGAUGGCAAGGGCGUGGUGGAGGAGCACUUCCAGAAAAUCGGGGUUCCCACCACCAUCAUCCGCCUGCCCUUCCACUUUGAGAAUUUCCUCUCCAUCUUCAAGCCGCAGAAGGCCCCGCAGGGAGGAGACGCCUUUGUCCUGGAGCUGCCCAUGGGGGACACCCCCAUGGAUGGGAUGGCUGUGGAGGACCUUGGGCCCGUUGUACUUUGCCUGCUGAAGUCCCCAGGGGAGUACAUUGGCCAAGUGAUUGGACUCAGCACGGGCAAGCUCACCGAGGCAGAGUACGCUGCCAUCCUCUCCCAGCAGACGGGCAAGACUGUGACAGCCAGCAAGAUCUCCCCUGAGGAGUACGAGAAGCGGGACUUCCCUGGGGCCACGGAGUUGGGCGACCGCAACGUGGCCCUGACCAUGAAGCUCAACCCCAAGGCCCACACCUUCCAGCAGUGGGUGGGGGACAACAAGAAUGCCUUCUGAGCCUCCCCUCCCUCCUCUGCCUCCCUGGUUUCUGCAGCAGGUAUGGGGACCUGGCUGAGGAGGUGAGGUACCCUGAGCCGUGCUGCCUUCCCAGCAGUGCCUCAGAGAGAGGCUGAUCCUGCCACAGCUGGGGAGAGCUCAGCCCCCUUGCUGGUCCCUGUGUGUGCUCCUGCAGGGUGGUUGAGACUAUUUAGGCAGCUAGAACAAGAGGAAGGGCUGGACAGCACAGGCAGAGGGGUGGCAGAAGCGCUGCCUUUGCACUCUGUCCUCAGGGAGUGUUGCUUUAGUCGUUGUGGGUGUUUUAGGGUGGUAGGGGCUUGUUUUCCCAGGAUCACCUCCUUUCCCAGGCAGCUCUGAGCAUAUGGCACCACGAGGUAGGCUGAAGGUGUGUUCCCCAAAGGCAGUGCCUUUGGGGCAGGUAUCCAUGGCCAGGGCUGCUGCAGGCUCCUAAGCAAACAGAAGCCAGGGAUUUCUCCAUGGAUCUGGUUUGGGCCCUGCAGGUGAGCCACUGCAGAGAUGGAGGCUUAGUGUCACCCCAGCAAGCAGGGACUGCAGUGACUUCCUGUAACACAAAAGCUGAGCCUGGUUCCUCAUCAUACAGCUCUGGCCCUGGUCCUUGGGCUCCUGGGCUAAUUUCAGUCACUGUCCCAAGGAGCUGAGAUAAAACUCAACUUCUUCUAGACUGUCCCAAGGUUCAGUGGAAAAGCCCCUUCCCCCUCACGUGCCUAAAGUACUGCUCAGAUAGGGCAGCUUUGUGUUUAAAGUCAAUCCCAGCCUCUUGCAAUGCUUGAGCCAUCCAACCCUGUCCCCUCAUUGUCCCAGAGACCUUGAUUCCUGUUAAAAGGGAAGGGAAAGGGGGUGACAGAGCAGGUGGAAGAGUAGACAAGGCAGCAAGGCACAGCACGUGUUAAAUAUCUUUAUGAAGUCCAUCUUAUUUACAUGGGUACAGAAUCACUUUACAGAAGUUUAAUCAGGAGGCAACACGUGCUUUAUUUCAGCAAAUUAAGAAGGGCAAGACUACAGCAUGUCCCUGUUUAACUGGUGUUGAACUGAUUAGUAUGUGGGCUGAUGGUACCUGCACAGUAUCACAAACACAGCAGGCUACAGUAACCAUGGAAUACUCACUGCAAGAGCUCAGCUCCAUCUGGAAGGAGUGAUCCACCUCACUUGCACUCUCACACAAGUAAAACAACAAUGCUUUGACCAAUCCUUUACGCUACGGGUGUUGCACUAAAGUAAUAAAAGAUUUUUGUCCCCAA